This is a messenger RNA of Lecanosticta acicola, 1094 nucleotides long. NCBI's taxonomy places the organism in Eukaryota, Fungi, Ascomycota, Dothideomycetes, Mycosphaerellales, Mycosphaerellaceae. The record is from the annotation of a GenBank genome assembly.
AUGGCCAUCCAGAGCAAAAUCACCGUCCACCCACUUCAGCCUCCCCAAGGCGCUGCCUACGACUUCGGCGCCGAAAUCCGCGGAGCAGAUCUCGAGAACCUCACCCAGACUGACUUUGAAGUCAUCCGGCGUGCUCUCUACGAGAACCAAGUCAUUCUCUUCAAGGCCCAGCAGAACUUAUCCCCCAAAGCGCAAUACGAACUCACCCGCCGCUUCGACCCUUCCGUGCAGGCCUACGGACAUGGAAAACGGCAGGAGCAAUCCAUCCUCCACCCUGACCUCAAGACAAUCCCACAUCAACCACAAGUCCAAGUCAUCGGCAACGGGCCCGUCGCGGAAUUCGAGGGCCUCAAGAACAUCACCCUCAAACACCCGCACCACAAGACCUUCCACAAAGACCCCAUCCCAGACUCCGAGGACCGGGAAGCCACGCGAUUCUACCGCUGGCACAUCGACGCCGCCCUCUACGACCUCAACCCACCCCGCGUGACCUCCCUCAUGGCCGUCUCCGUCCCCCAAACCUCAACCCAGACCCUCCGCUACGACGACGACUCCCACGACUCCCUCUCCCUCCCCCGCGGCAGCACCGUCUUCGUCUCCUCCUACAAGACCUACGACCUCCUCUCCCCGGCCGACCAGGCCUUCGUCCGCACCACCCGCGUCCAAUACGCCGCCCACCCGUACGUCUGGAUGUCGCGCGCCCGCUCGCGCCCGGACGGCCUCGGCCUGCUGUCGGAGAACCUCGAACUCCCCGCCUCCCAACUCCCGGAGCCCAUCGACGCGCUCAAGAUCAAAACCCUCCCCAUGUGCUGGCGCAACCCCGUCACGGGCCGCCUCGCGCUGCAGAUCCACCCGUCCGCCGUGCAGAAAUUGAUCCUGCAAGACGGCAGCACCAUUGACGAUCUGGAAGAGGUCCGCGCGAUUGUCCACCGCUUGCAACGCCCCGGGAUCGCGCCGGAAUUGGUGUUCGCCGUGGAUUGGGAAGCGGGCGAUCUGGCGCUGUUUAAUAACCAUGGCGUUCUGCAUUCCGUGACGGGGAGUUUUUUUCCCGAGGAAGUGAGGGUCUUUCGGCAGUGUAAUUUGGCUGCUAGUGA